Molecule: messenger RNA, 981 nt
Organism: Diachasma alloeum
Lineage: Eukaryota; Metazoa; Arthropoda; Insecta; Hymenoptera; Braconidae
Gene: Chmp1
Product: charged multivesicular body protein 1b
Exons: 4
Coding region: 57-659 (200 amino acids)
Biological process (GO): late endosome to vacuole transport; endosome transport via multivesicular body sorting pathway; protein transport
Cellular component (GO): ESCRT III complex; multivesicular body
Source: RefSeq, a predicted model, not a curated record
UCCACUGCUGGGUGUUCUUGUCAGGUGCACACACAACGGGGGCCGAACAAUCAGCGAUGUCCGUCUCACAGAUGGAGAAAAAUUUAUUCAAUCUGAAGUUCGCUGUGAAAGAGCUCGAGCGAAAUUCUAAAAAAUGCGAGAAAGAGGAGAAAGUGGAGAAGGCAAAGGUGAAGAAAGCCAUUCAGAAAGGGAAUAUGGAGGGUGCGAGGAUACACGCUGAGAAUGCCAUUCGCCAGAAGAAUCAGGCACUCAAUUAUUUGAGGAUGAGUGCGAGGGUGGAUGCUGUUGCCAGCAGAGUACAGACAGCUCUGACGACGAGGAAAGUCACACAGUCGAUGGCUGGAGUCGUCAAGGCCAUGGAUGCAGCCAUGAAGUCCAUGAAUCUUGAGAAAAUUUCCAAUCUCAUGGAUAAAUUCGAGAGUCAGUUUGAGGAUUUGGAUGUACAGAGCUCGUACAUGGAGAAUGCAAUGUCUCAGACGACUACCACGAGUGUUCCUCAGGCUGAUGUGGACUCAUUGAUGCAACAGGUUGCUGAUGAAGCUGGAUUGGAACUGAACAUGGAGCUUCCAUCAGGCCAACUUGGAAGCAUUGGCACGUCAACAGCUGUCAGUCAGGAGCAGGACGAACUCACACAACGACUGGCACGUUUAAGAGAGUAACAGAACUGUUGUGAUACAGUAUAUUUUGAUUAACUCAUUCGAUCCAAAUACAAUAUGAAAAGAAAUAUAUCUUUACUGUGUAAUAUAACAUAUUAUUUUAUCGAGAAACAAUUAACAUUAAUUUUGCAUUAUGCAGUUUAUUACUUUCGAGUAUGGGAGUAGGAUUUAUCAGGCUGUUGACCCUUUUUGUAUUUACAUGAAUCACAUUAAGACGAAAUUUUAAAAGCAUCGAGGGAAGAACCCUGCGAAUUGAAUCUUUCUUGAGAAAAUAACAGGAGGAGCUUGUAUAAAAUACAAUUAAAUGAUUUGAUUUGCUUGAUUA